UCUAGUAUUGUCAAUAUUUUGGAAACAUUGAAGGUUCCAUAUUUUUGUUUAUUUUGUGUUAAUUUUGUUUGUUCAAAAGAAUCUUGUCAUUUCUAUUAUGCACGGUUAAGUUAGAUGAGAACAAACUAACAUUUACCUACAAUUUCUGUGAUGAAAAUGCCUGUUUAGUGAUUUAACUCUGGCCUCUUCUAUGUGCCUUACUACAUAAAUCUAAAGUAUCAGCAACCUGUUUUAAUCUAAGUUUGGUUAAACAUUGAAGAAAAAGUAGGCGACUAACUAGAUUGCACCACUGCUCUACGAUGAUGGUGCCCUCUCAAUUUUUGAGCGUUGUCCUUGAGGAAGAUGAUGGAAAUGCGUCUGAUGAGGAUAGAAAUGCCUACAAUCAUCGUCCCGUUUGGCAAAACCAAUAUUCUGUUCAUAGCAAUAACACUAUCACUGAGAGCGAGAUGUGGAAUUUAACGAAGAACCUUCCUAAAGCAUUGCUCGCUGAAUGCACUGUAGAAAUUUCAAGAACACCUGCCACUCAAAGUGAAAAAAUUAGAAAACCGUGCUUCGAUGCAAAAGUGACACCGGUGUUCACCAGACCUGAGCCUCCUCCUCUUGUUCCUGUCAGGAUCAAUCCUGCAAUACAGCAGUUUUUACCUCCUCCUCCACAGUUGCUGCACAGAUCCGAAUGGCUGGAAGAGAGGAUGGAUAUACAAGAUCUUCUGUCAGGCGUAGAAGCUGUCUACUCCGACCAUGAAUCAGACGGGGAAACUGAAGAGGCAGCCUCUGUCAGUAUAUUCCCCAUUUCGGUAGCCAAGGUAGAAAAAACAAAGCCAGACAGAGUAAAAAAGCAAGAUAUAAAUAAGUUUAGUUAUCCCUGCGAACAUUGUCCAAAUGUUUACUCCAACAGGGGCGCUCUCUGGCAACACUCUGUCGCAACUCAUUCAGUAGAGAAGACGUGCGAGUGUAAAAUCUGCGGAAGAAAGUUCUAUCGCAACUGCAGUCUCGCGUUGCAUCUGAAGAGCCAUUCGGAGGAGGAGUAUUGCCAGUGUAAGGAGUGCGGAAAGUCUUUCAACCGACUCGCUAAUCUAGAGAGACACAUGAGAGUGCACGCAGAAGCCAAGACAUAUCCUUGUCCUCACUGUGACAAGAUAUUUAGAGACGAGACAAACCUACUUCGGCACACAGUGACACACAGCAUGCCACGGCAGUUCCAGUGCGACAUUUGCAACAAGGGAUUCAAGAGUCAAGAGAGUCUAGACGUGCAUCAACAGUCGAGUCAUGCAAACCACGACCCUACUCUAGCACUGGAGAAGCACCUGUGUAAGGUGUGUGGUGCCGGCUUCCCAGACAAGAACUCAUACAAGGCACACAUGGCGACACACACGCAGACAGGAGAGAGACUCAGCUGCACACUGUGUGGAAUAGACUUUACGCAGAAGUCUUCUCUGUUGAGGCAUGUGAAGAGAAUGCACCAAGGCGAGGGCUGCGAUCCGUCUCUGUUGGAUGAGAAAGCCUCAAGUGUUGACUCUUCGGAGAGCGGAUCUGUACAAGAGGACGAGGACAUGGAAAACGAGUCGAAAACUGUGGAAAUCAGAAAAGUACUCGGAUCUCCGGUCAAGUCUGCUCAACCGAUCAAUAUCCAUGAAACUCCUCGUACAGCUAAAGUACAGAGUCUUGAGAUAAGCUUGGUGUCUGUGACGAAUAACAAUAUACCCAACAGUAAACCGAACGGAGUGUGCAACGGACGAGAAGAGCUCACUAUUACGAUGGAAGAAGUUGAGAACGGCGUGCAAAAUGAUGAAACUGAUUCUCAAGUAGAAAAUGAGGAACAAAACGAAGCAUCUGAUGUCGAUACUGACUGCAACGAAGAGUCAUCUCAAAAUGUUGACACAAAAUCUUCGAAAAUGGAAACGAAUGACCCUCUCUCAUCAGUUGACAUAAACACGAUGCAUACAUCGGCAUUGAAGCUGGAAUCUUAACUAAGGGUGGGAGAUAGAAUAGCUAAGCUUUUGAGGUUUUUCCUUCGUAGUAAAAGUUUAACAUUUUUAUACUAAGAAAAACACACUCAUGGCGAGAGCCAUGUAAAUUAAUCCAUUUCAUUGCACAAGUCACUACUUGAAAGUCCUUGUUGGUAAACAUGUGGAAGUAAAAAGAGGCCUUACAGUAAGUUUAAUAUUAAGUAAGUAUUUAUAAUUUACAGACUUAUCAUGACAAACUAGAAGUAUAUGGAGCAGAUUUUAUUUUUAUCAUAUACUAUUGUGGUUUAUACAUAUUUAUUUAUUUAAAACAAUUUUAGCUCUAAGUUUUUUUACAGUAGUACACUACUACUACUGAUCUCCCUUCCCAAAAAUGUUUAGCCUAAUAUUUAUUUUUUAAUGAUAAUGAAGUUAAACUUGCCUUUUGAGAAACAAAUUGAAUGUGUGAUUUUUGUGCCUACUAUUGAUUCAUUAUUCACAAGUAUCAUAAUUUUUGAUGUUAUAUCAUUAUGGUUUGAUAAAAGAGCUGCAGUAUUGUCUAAAAAUCCAUUUUUAUCUUCAUUUUGAUAGAGGCCUAGCCAGUGGCGGAUCCAGAGGGGGGGCGAAGGGGGCGACCGUCCCCACCUCGGGCAAAUAUUUUUUUACUACAUGUAAUGUCAAAAUUUUGCCGCGAUCUUCAAAGAUGAUGGUGAUGUUCCGUUACUGCGGGAGUUAUUCAGGGUUUUGCCGUGACCACGAGAGACAAUGACAAUGUCCACACGACCACAGGAAAUAAACAAAAUUUGGAGAUCCGCCACUGGGCCUAGCCCUAUUUUCUAUCUUGCAAGGAGAAAACAUAAAAUCCAGUUAUUGUAUGUUAUAAACAUAGACCAGUAUUACUUAUGUGUAUGUAAUUAAAUCAGCUUUAAUCUGCAUAAAAUGCAAUGUAAUUUAUACUUAAAACAUUUAGGCUUGAAUAAGAUGUAGGCUACUUUAUGAAUUUUUUAAACAAAUUAUGAUAAAAGAUAUAUUGGUUGAUAUUUGAUGACAUGUAUACAUUAUGACAAAAAACUCUUGCUAUCUUAUGUUGAUAGGUAAUAUCACUCAUUAACAGCCUGAUAACAAAUGACAACUGAUUCUCAGGAUUACAUUAUCUACCUUUACAUUAAAAGGUGAAAACUUAAGUCACUUUGAUAAACUUUCAGUCAAGUUAUUGAUUUCUAUCACCAUUUAUAAAAAAAUUAACAGUACUGUACUGUAAUAAGUACAAAUAGUGCCUUCGUAACAAGACCUAACUUAACUGACUAAAACUAUUGUUAAUAAGAUGCCACCAUUUGACUAAGCUAAGAAUUUAUUACAGAUUAACAAAAAUCACUUUUAGAACAAAUCAUGUAUCGGUGUAAAUGUCAGUAAAACUUUAAGUUCUGGUAAAAGUCUCUUUAAACCUUACACAAUUUAUUUUGUAAUAAAUAGAUACAGUUUGCAGUCUGUUAUUGUUUUUAAUAUUUACAAAAUUAUUCAUCUACUUAACAUUAUGAACUUAAAUGGAAUAAGGCUUUUUAAACUUAAAUGUUAUAAAUAUAUAUAUUUAUAUGCUGAGUAACCAUUUUAGUAUAUAUUUCAAAGACUAUGAUAGCCUAGAAUAUUUAGAGUUUCAAUAACAAUAUUGACUUUGUUAGCUUUGAAAUAUAAAAGCUGAGCUAAAUUUAUCAAACCCCUAACCACAGUAGAGCGUUGAUUAUCCUAUUUAGGGUCUUAAAAAAAAUGCAAUCCACUGUAGGAAAAAAAAUUUAAUGGGAUGUUAAUUACUUUUUUCAUUUUUAUCAGAUAUUAAUCACUAUUGUCGGGACCACGUAAGUUUGCAGUUGAGGGAGGAGCCUAUUUACCAUAUGGUUUUGAAUGAACCAAUGAGAACCGUGCGGUGUUGCCAAAUCUGUUAAUACCAGCUGAUUUUAAUAUAUUGCUUAGUAUAUUUUGAUUAGUGUUGUCAACGGGCGAUGUGGCAACGUCCCACCAGCCUUGUCUUGUGAUUGGCUGCCACCAACUGCAAACUUACGUGGUCCCGACUAUAGUUAAGCGAGCAGCGGCUGGAGCAUAAAAUAUAAUAUAAGUGGAUGAUAAUCCUGCUACCAUCUAGGCCUAACCUGAAGUCAUAUGCAAAACAGUUUUGGAUGAGAGCAAAAAUUCUAUGAUUCAAAGGUGGGACAAAAAAGUGUUUCUGAUAAUUUUUUUGUAUUGGCGCAGGUCAAAAAAGGUGCUCUGAUCAAGUUAAGCUUGAGAAUAUGGAUUUGAAAUGUUGACCGGUGUUCGACAAUAAUAGGUAUCACAAUAUUCAUGUCUGUGGUCAACAAUCAAAGAGGGAGUUUAGGUCAGACAUGGCAAUGAACCAGUAAAAAAUACCUGUACC
Macrosteles quadrilineatus (aster leafhopper) is the source of this 4350-nucleotide messenger RNA. RefSeq names its product zinc finger and BTB domain-containing protein 24-like. The coding region runs from base 300 to 1967 and encodes 555 amino acids. The record is from RefSeq and is a predicted model, not a curated record. Gene Ontology annotation, molecular function: RNA polymerase II cis-regulatory region sequence-specific DNA binding; DNA-binding transcription factor activity, RNA polymerase II-specific. NCBI's taxonomy places the organism in Eukaryota, Metazoa, Arthropoda, Insecta, Hemiptera, Cicadellidae. The transcript has 6 exons. Gene Ontology annotation, biological process: regulation of DNA-templated transcription.